AAAAAAGCGGAAUAUGUCCGGUUCUGUUGUUACCUAAUUAGUAUGGCUGAACGAAUGUAAAUGAGGUGAAAUUUUUAAUCCAAAAUGUUCUCGGUUUACGGUACUGCGAAACAAUCUGAUUCUGAGUAACACUUAGUGUCAAGAGGAAGAUGUUUUGCCGAAAAAGACGGGUCUCCAAAGAGAAUCUGGCAAUAAUCGGUUGCCUGUUUCUCGUGUUAUUUGGACUCGUACAAUACCAAGAGUUUUCCUCUUUGAAUAGCUUGAGGGGAUCACAGGCUGACGUGGUUUGGCAGGAGUUGUCUUUAUAUCCGACAAACCUAUCAGAACUUUUUGUGGAUCUAACACCUGACAAUAGAAAUAACAUCUCAUCGUACCACACACAGUCACCAAAACUUCUAAUGCAAACAGCUGUCCUUUCGGAACCCUAUGUAAAUCAAAGACUUAAACAAUACAACAAAGCCUGCCGAGGUAAAGAGUUCAUUAUUGGUCGUGAACCAGAUCGCACCAUACAAAACCACUUUCAAAUGAGCAAGUCACACAAACUGAUAUACUGCAGCAUAGAGAAAGCUGGGACCACUUUCUGGAGAAGGGUACUUCAAGUUCUGGAUUCCACUAACCUAGACAAUCCAUACCAAAUCAAGCCACUUAAUGUCAACAAAAAGUCACAGUCACUAUUCAGGGAAGAUUUAUUUCGUAUGUUAGCAAAACUACGAACUCAUAUCGUAUUUAUGUUCGUUAGAAAUCCAUUCAAAAGGCUUCUGUCUGGUUAUUUGGAUAAGAUAUAUACAGCUAAUCCAUUUUACUGGGGUGUGAUUGGAAAAGAGAUUCGGGUUCCUAUAAAACAAAGUACUAGAGCGAUGCGGUUAGACCAAGUCGCACAAUUAUCUAAAACAGUGAAACCCCCUACAAAAUGUUACCAUAAUAUCAGUUUUGACGAAUUCAUUCAAUAUGUCAUAGAAGCAGAGAGUACAACUUAUCGAAGGAGGGAUCCACAUUUUAUGGCAAUGUACGAUUUAUGUAAGCCGUGCCAAUUACAGUAUGAUUUUAUUGGCAAAAUGGAAACUUUCAAAGAGGACUUUACAUUCAUUAUGAGGACAUUAAAUAUUUCUAAGUUUGAUAUCAAUGAUUUAGAAGAAGAGGCCGGAUAUGACACUUUCAUCGAUGUCGCCACAUCGUUAGAGGAAAGACGAGAAGAAAUUGUCAAGUGUUUAUCAAUGCAUGAAGCUUACCUCAGAUCUUGGCGACACAUGCAAAUCAAAGGACUGAUUGGUAUCGAUCAAAAUUACCCAUUUAGUGAGAAACAGUCUCUGUAUCUGAAGCCUAUACAGCUGAUCAGAGCUAUGAAGGAAGCUAAAGGAAGAUCUACCUCAAAAGAGAACAUGAAGGUACAAAAGGAAGGCUUUUUCAUGGAUAUAUACAGGACGGUAGCUAUAGAUAAACUAGUGAAACUUGUCCAAAUCCUGAAAAGCGAUUUCGAUAUUUUUGAAUACGAUGCGUAUCCUCAAUCAAUUUUUGCACCUAAUAUUAGAAAAAGACUCAAAUAUUCUGAUGUAUUUAAUGUACUUAGAUGAAUAACUAAGGGAAUGUGACCAUUAAAGGGUUUCAUACA
Saccostrea echinata is the source of this 1609-nucleotide messenger RNA. RefSeq names its product carbohydrate sulfotransferase 10-like. Bases 150 to 1571 code for a protein of 473 amino acids. Gene Ontology annotation, biological process: carbohydrate biosynthetic process. The record is from RefSeq and is a predicted model, not a curated record. NCBI's taxonomy places the organism in Eukaryota, Metazoa, Mollusca, Bivalvia, Ostreida, Ostreidae. The transcript has 3 exons. Gene Ontology annotation, molecular function: sulfotransferase activity. Gene Ontology annotation, cellular component: membrane.